GCCGCGCCCCGCAGCCGCCUCUACAGUUUGAACUGCGUGGAAUGGAGUCUCCUGCCACCAGUGACAAAGGAGAUGAUUGCGCAGGCUGAGCAGCUGAUGGGCCGCUUCCAGGGGGAUCCUUCUUUUGCGUAUGAGUUUGCAGAGAUAAAUGCAGAAGAUGCUGAAAAGCUGAUUGAAGGUGGUAAGGAGUUCUCGAUCAAGGAGGAGGUCCGCCUUGUGGCUACAAUAGAACAGAUAGACAGAGCAGUUGGUAUCAUCCCCCGGGGGGCAUUUGUGAAGACACCUCUUGGGUCUGUGCAUGAAAACAGAAACUUUGAAGGUCUUUCUUUCACAGAGGCAAAAAAAUUAAGUUCCUAUUUCCAUUUUACUGAGCCUGUUAACCUGAAGAAUAAAACCCUGCUGGAAAAGGCUGAUCUGGACCCAUCCACUGACUUUCUAGACUCUCUGGAGCAUGAUAUCCCACAAGGCUCCUGGACUGUCCAGCUAGAGAAGGGAGGCACUGUGGUGGUGCUGCGGAGCCUGCUGUGGCUUGGACUGACCUUCUACCAUGUCCCAAUGACCAAGCAAUAUGGCUACAUCUACUUUGGCAAUGGUGAGAAGAACUUGGAUCUGCCCUUCAUGCUGUGACCCUCCUGUCCAGGGUGAGGAUUCAAGAACAUUUAGAUUUUAUACUUAGGAUAUUUUUGUUUAGUGCUUGUUCUAAUAAAUAUGUGAAACCUC
Nestor notabilis (Kea) is the source of this 720-nucleotide messenger RNA. It is a transcript of the gene RSPH9, whose product is annotated as radial spoke head 9 homolog (Chlamydomonas). The annotation marks the transcript as partial. Gene Ontology annotation, cellular component: axoneme. Lineage: Eukaryota; Metazoa; Chordata; Aves; Psittaciformes; Psittacidae. The transcript has 5 exons. The record is from RefSeq and is a predicted model, not a curated record. Gene Ontology annotation, biological process: axoneme assembly; motile cilium assembly; cilium movement involved in cell motility.